This is a messenger RNA of Effrenium voratum, 4819 nucleotides long. The record is from the annotation of a GenBank genome assembly. NCBI's taxonomy places the organism in Eukaryota, Dinophyceae, Suessiales, Symbiodiniaceae.
UCCAUGGCCGCAAGGGCCGCCAGGGCCGCCAGGGCCGCCAGGGCCGCCAGGGCCGGGACCGGGACCCCGUCCCUUUGGCAUGGCGCCCUAUGGCGGGCCAGGUGGUCCGAGUCAGAUGGGCAUGAGACCAGGCGGCCCCGCGCCGAUGGGGUUUGGGCCUGGGGGUUUGCCCAUGGGAGGUCCGCCUAUGGGAGGUCCGCCUUUGGGAGGUCCGCCCAUGGGAGGUCCGCCUUUGGGAGGUCCGCCUAUGGGAGGUCCGCCCAUGGGAGGUCCGCCCAUGGGAGGUCCGCUUUUGGGAGGUCCGCCCAUGAGGCCGGCCAUGGGCCCGGCCAUGGGCCCGGCCAUGCAACCCAUGCCGCCGGUGGCCCCACUGAGCCACGCGCCCGCCCACUGGGGCGCCGGCGCUGGCGCCGGCGCUGGCAACCCGCUGCUGGCGAAUGCUGGGGAGCUGGGCGCAGUGCCGGCGAGCUGGGCAAGAAGCGCCCAGAACGAGGGCCACGAUGGCCACGAUGGCCAUGGGCACGAUGGCCAUCAUGACAUGUGGCUGGUGAAGCAGAUCGAGGCAAGCCCAUGGAUCUUCCUCUUCGGCGGCUUCGGGUGCCUGGCCGGGUGCUUCGCCCUGCUGGGGCUCUUGCUCCUGCUGGGCGUGCCGAUCCUAGACCCCAGGCCGAAUGACAUCGUCCCAGUUAUCCUCCGAGAGCACAUCGCGAAGAAGAGGCAAGAUGCCGGGCGCAGUGUGAAGGAGGUGGCUUUGGCGUGCCCCGGGUGCGAGGACUUGGACGAGCGCUCCGAGCGCAUGUUCUAUCUGCACAUCAUCUACGAAGUGGAGAAGGAAUCUGGGACUCUUUGGGAGACGGACAUUCUGCGAAGCAUCCAUGCGGUGGAGCAGCGGAUCUACGAAGCCAGGGGUCCCGGUCCGGACGGCAAGGAGUGGGCCUUCACCGAUGUGUGUCUGCUCGCCAAGCCCGAGGAGCAACUGAAGAGUUUGGGCAGGGAUGUGCCCUCCACGCCGCGCUGCGCCUUCGCGCUGAGCCCGCUGCUCUUCCUGGCAGACAACGUGCUGCCUCUAGCGGACCCACCGCCAUUUCAGUUGCACAAUGUCCUGCGCACCGGGUAUCUCUGGAUCAACGAGUCGCACCACGCCUGGACGGACCCGCUCACGCGCUGUGCGGUGCCACCGGAAGACACCCAGAAGGAGCAAAUGGGCAGAGUGACGGGAAGCUGGUUCAUGAAGAAGGCCACCAACUACUACGACAAGAAGUUGGGGGCCGACCCCUCUGAGGAACUCGUGGAUUCGUGGUGCACCUCGGCGUCCGGCACUCUUCCUUCGGAGAUGUCCGAUUGCGGGUGCCUGGCGCUGGUGUACAACGACGUGCAAAUGGCGCUGAACUGGGACAUCAGCCUUCAGCAGAUGUGGGACUUCGAGUAUGGCUUCAAGAAACUGAUGAAGGCUCAGGCCCAGGCCUAUGUGAAUCGCGUGCUGGAGUAUUGGACCAGCUACGACGAUGACUCGGUGGAUCUUUGCCGACUGGGCUCGGAGAAGUGCCCCUGGAAGAACGUGGACGACCCCAAGCCUAAGAACUGGGGCAAUCGCGCCUGCAAUGAUCCCGACCACCUCACUCGGCGGAGACGAAACCCAAUACUGAAAGAUACCCAGUGCGGAGACUUGAGGGGCGACUAUGGGGCUCAUGCCUUCUAUGCCCGGCGGCGGGUCAUAGACCGGGUGAUUCCCCACCCGUUUGUCAUGGCAGUGCCGAUGCCCUUCUACAACACCAUCGACAACCCGGCGCGGGGGCCGACGCAGCAGUGUGUGAACAAGAUGAUCAGCCGACGGCGUUGGAGCACCAACUCCUGCGAGUGCCGGCGGAGGAAUAGCCCCAACGACUUGCCCAAGGGCUGGGCCUGCAACGGCAACAGGAUCGCCUUCACCGGGGACAACCUAGGCACAGAGCAGCUGAUGCUCUUUCCCAAGCGCUUCCCCAACCUCUUCUCCGUGGUCGGCGACGACGACGCGGGCAGCUGCGAGAUCCGGAACUACGGGGUUUGCAUCAAGCGCAACACCCAGGUCAAGUCGCUGCACACCCUCUUCUUCUUCGGGUUCCCACUGAGGAACGUGAAUCCGGCCUGGACGGGGCUCACCGGCGACAAGGGGCGCAACGAGGCGUCCGACUACUUGAUGGAAUGGAUCUUCAACACAUUCAAUGACAUGCUGGUGCAAGAGAACAAGAAUGCGAAAGGCUUCAAGAUGUCCUUCGACGCGAACAGCCUGCAGAACGGGAGCCCGCUGCUGAAGCAGUACAUCGCCUACAACAUCCCCCGGGACGCCGUGUGGAUCACGGGGGCCAUUUUGUUCAUGCUCACCUACAUCUCCUUUACCACCGGCUCGCUGUUCCUGGGCGUCUGUAUCAUCGCGAUGAUCGUCUUCGCCUUCGGACCCGCCCUGUUGCUCUACACUCUGGUAUUUCAGCAGAGGUACAUCGGCUUGCUGCACUUGAACGGGCUCUUCAUCAUUCUGGGCGUGGGGGUGGACGAUGCCUUCGUCAUCAUGGACGCCUAUGGCCAAGAGAAGGCGGAGGCGGAGGCGGAUGGCCGGCCGACCAACUUCAGCGCGUUGAUGUCCCCGGCGGUGCACCACGCAUCGAAGGCUUGUCUGUGCACUUCGCUGACCACCUUCUUCGCCUUCUUCUCGAACGCCACCUCGGACUUCCCCUCCAUUCGCACCUUCGGAUUGUUCUGUGCGUGCCUCAUCAUCACCAACUUCAUCAUCGACUUUAGCUUCUUCUUGGCCAUCGUCUGCGCCAAUGAGCGGCUCCAGCGGAAGCCGACUCCGGCGGCUUCUCCCUCGGGAGCUGCACCUUCGUCAGAGGCCGAUUCCCUGCGGCCGAUGGAGAAGUGGUUCCACGACACCUUCUUCACAUUUGUGAAGAUGACCAAGUUCCCAUUGCUCAUCAUCUUUGCCUGCCUAGCGGCGGCAUGCAUGUGGACGGCCAGCUACGUGACCCCGGACCCGAACAUGCCCAAGGUCUUUCUGUCCUCCGACAACUACGAGAGGUUCCUACCCACACUGGCGAAGAGGUACGAGAGGACCUUCAAUCCUUUCAGAUUGAAGGUUCGCAUUCACGUGGGCAUCGACGCGGAGGAUCCCAUCGAUCGCGGCACCACCCCUGACUACAACGACUGCUUCUUCAAUUGCGCUGGGCAAAAGCCGAAGUAUUUGGACAUCUUCGCAACAGCUAGUGAGAAGUCGCCGGUCAGGACGAGCAGGCAAUGGCGUAUGCAGAAAAUCCUGUCCAAUCUUUGCGACACGCUGGAGGAUGCAGCCGAAGCAGGUGCUGAAGGCGAUCUGGCAGCUUUGCGCAUCGCCUCCGAACAAGAUUUGGGGGGCAUGCCGCCCCUAAAAUGCGUCUUCGAGGACUUCGAGCAAUGGAUCAACAUGCAGAACGCCGCGGCCCGGCAGACCAGCGCCCAGGAGGGGAAGAAGGCAUACCCUUCGAGCAACUUCUGCUGCGACAAGGAUUCAGACUUCGUCCAGUUUCUGGAAGCGCCCAUGCCUCCCAAGAACAAGAUGUACCAGUCGGGCCAAAGAAACAUGGAGCAUUUCCAGAACGAGGUCUUCUUCGACCGCGUGGAUGGGGAGCUGGUGCUGCGCAGCGUGGUCAUCGAGAUUGCGCUGAAGACCACCUGGCAGAUCCCCUACAAGGAUGGGAUCAAGCUCAACGAGCACUGGGACGAGUUCGUGGCGACCUUCGCCGCCAAGCAGGCGAAGAAGGAGAGCCUGCCAGACCUGCCAAAGGCGAUCUUUGCCACCGACAUGUUUGCGUUCCACUGGUUCUUCGUGCAAGAGGCGAUGAACGGGGAGGUCUUCGACGGGAUCAAGCUCUCGCUGUUCUUGGCGUUUCUGGUGCUGGUCUUCGCGACGGGGAACAUCGUGGUGGCCGGGAUCUCUGUGAGUUGCAUCGUGGCCAUCGUGAGCUCCGUGCUGGCCUUCGCGGUGUGCAUGGACUGGAAGACCUCCGUCAGCGAGGCCAUCAUCUACGUCAUGGUCAUCGGCCUGUCCGUGGACUAUGUGAUCCAUUUAGGAGACGCUUACUUGGAAUGCCCCGACGAGAGCAACGAGGACCGCGUCCAGUUCAUGGUCACGAAGAUGGGCGUGUCGGUGGUGUCUGGGGCGGUUUCCUCUGCUGGCGCGGCGGUGUUCAUGAUGUUCUGCAAGAGCUUGUUCCUCAUCAAGUUCGGGAUCGUGAUCUGCUUCGUGAUCUCCGUGUCGGUGGUCACCUCGCUGGUCUUCUUCUCCGCCCUGCUGCUGGUGGCCGGGCCCAGCGGCCAGUGCGGCAGCAUCACGCCGAUGCUGGUGAAGCUGGGCAUCAAGAAGUCUGACAAGCCCAGUCCGGAGAACGAGGCGGGCGGCGAAGAGCCGGCGGCGGAGAAGGUGCAGCCGCGACUCUACUCCUCGGUGGUGAGGUAUCGGAAGAGCCUGGCGCGCGCCAGCAUGGCCCAAGAGGAUGCCCGAACCCUAGCGCUGCAGCUGGCAGGUGGCGACGCGGAGUUGCAAACAAAUGUGGAGAUCGAGAUGUCGGCGGUGAAGGCUGAGCCCAAGGCCAAGUCAGGUCCGCGGGCGUCGGCAUCCGACGCGAGCGGCAAGGAUGCCUCCAGGCAAGACGACGAGAGCGACGGGGAAGUGAUGGAUCUGAGAGACUUGCGGGACAGCUGAAGCUCCCGGAGGGCCGGCUGAAGAAGCAGCCCUCUAGAGGUACCUUCCAUUUCCACUCUGAGCCCAGGGAUCCGAAACCCGGGUUGGAAACGGAUCCGGUUGUUGGAA